Naumovozyma castellii is the source of this 705-nucleotide messenger RNA. It is a transcript of the gene KXD1, whose product is annotated as Kxd1p. Bases 1 to 705 code for a protein of 234 amino acids. The transcript has a single exon. NCBI's taxonomy places the organism in Eukaryota, Fungi, Ascomycota, Saccharomycetes, Saccharomycetales, Saccharomycetaceae. The record is from RefSeq and is a predicted model, not a curated record.
AUGAAUAAUCGAACAAAUAACUCACAUAAUAAUGAUACCACAAUAUCGGAUGAUACGACAGAGAGGCCGCACACCCCAAGUAUUAGCUCGCAAUCCUACGUUAUACCAUUAACGGAUGAGAUGGCAAGCGAACUUUCAACAGAGGGUUCGAGUAUCAGCAGCAAUGAUAAUAGCACUGACAGUAGUGAAAGCAUAACUUCUGCAGAUGAAGGAAUGGAGAACAGACCAAUAGAUGGGGAAGAUGAUUCUCAUGAACUAUUUGAUGAACUUUUAGAUAAUGUUAUGACGGAAUCGAAUAAUAAUACUUUCUUGACGGAUUCACAAGAUUCAAACCCAAUGUUUGAUGUAUCUAAGUAUAUUUUCGAGUCACUAAAUCAAGCUAUUGAAUCUACUGAUUUCUCAACUGCCUUAUCUUUGCAAACUAAAACAUCUGCAGUAAUUAAUUCCAAAAGUUUAGAAUUGAAACAAUUAAUUGAUCAAACUAGGCAGAAAUUAACACAUUUUCAAGAUAGAUUUGAUAAGGGGACUCUAGUAUCUGCUCAAAUAAAGAGAAAUUUGAAUGAAUCUAGAAGUAAAGUAAAGAGAAUCAAUGAUAUGCUGGGUACUGAUUACCCAAUUGAAUUUAAUCAAGCAAGAGAUAAAAUACUGGAAAGGCAGCUUGAAACUUCUGAUACUUCUGAUACUGAUAAUAAUACUAAUAUAUGA